UUAAAAUCAAAUACGGCAUUGUCUGGGAUGUGUCGUUUCUAUCAACGAUGACAAAUUUGACAAAACUCGACUUGCUUGGUAACUAUUUAACAAGCUGGAAAAAGGAAAUAUUCACGAAUCUCCCUCUGAAAGAAAUUAUUCUCUCCAGAAAUCAAAUCGCAGUGUUUGAUAAAAACAUGUUCCCAUCGCAUAUCACCGACAACUUAGAAUAUUUCGCCGCCUCAAGUAAUCCGCUCCUUUGCACGUGUGAUUUGUUGGAGUUCAAAAAAUGGCUGGCAACUAAUAAAGAAAAACUCAACGAUCAUUACCCACGAUUAUAUACGUGUUUGUACCCGGAUGUGUGGAAAGGGAAGACAAUUGCCCAGUACGAACCCGAUAAGAACGAGUGUUCGAAUGGCAUUGACUCUCUGGUUGUUAUUGGUAUUGGGCUGGGUUGUUUAGCAGGAGUGCUCUUGUUACUUGCAGUCAUUGUGUACAAAGGGCGUUAUCACAUAAAACAUAGGCUGUAUCUUGUGCGUUCCUUACAACCAUACCAACGUUUACCAGAUGGCGACGAAUUUGUGUACGACGCAUUCGUCGCCCAUCACAUUGAUAAUAGACUCUGGGUCAUAAAUCAUUUACUUCCUUUCCUAGAAAAACAACGGAAGUUACGCCUUUGCCUUCACGAAAGAGAUUUCCUCCCAGGAAAUUUCAUCGCCGACAACAUUGUAGACAAUAUAAACGUGAGCAGGAAGGUGAUAUUAGUGUUCUCUCGGGAUUUCGCCAGAAGUGAAUGGUGUCAGUUCGAGGCUACGACAGCUUAUCAGAGGAUACUUACUGAAGGAACAUCAUCUGUGGUGAUCAUUAUGUUAGAGGAUAUCAGCCAUCGACCCGUCAAUGAUACCAUUCGGAACCUCUUGGAUACUAUCACCUAUAUUGAGUGGAACAAUGAGAGGAACAACCGACCAGAAUUCUUUCGGAAACUCUUUGAUGCCCUCCAAUGAUGGAUACAUAUUUUUCGGAAUGUUUUUUUAAAGGGGCAUUCCUUCGUUUGAAUAAAGUUUAGGUCAUCAAAAUUAAACUUACUGGAAAAUAUGUUUUU
Messenger RNA from Pecten maximus, 1081 nucleotides. Its product is annotated as toll-like receptor 2. NCBI's taxonomy places the organism in Eukaryota, Metazoa, Mollusca, Bivalvia, Pectinida, Pectinidae. The coding region runs from base 48 to 983 and encodes 311 amino acids. The record is from RefSeq and is a predicted model, not a curated record. The transcript has a single exon. Gene Ontology annotation, biological process: toll-like receptor signaling pathway; immune response; inflammatory response. Gene Ontology annotation, cellular component: membrane. Gene Ontology annotation, molecular function: transmembrane signaling receptor activity.